AAAGGAAGUUAACAAAUGCGUUGACAAGUGUGAAUGUGGAGAGAGAAAGGGGAAAUUAAAGUCAUAAAAGAAACUCCUACACUCUCCCCACAAAUACUCAGAAGUGACGACAAACGGCGACGCAGUGGACCCAGAAAUCAACAGAAACAUAAAGGGCACGAUAUGGAAGCGGUCAGCUGACUCCUGAGACCAGACGGGGCUAAAGGUGAAGAAAUAUGUUACGUUUGUGGCUCCUGUGGCUCCUGUGGCUCCCAUGGGUGCUCUCUGCGGCGGAUAGGUGCGACCUCCACCACAGCACCCACAGCGUAUCCGCAGUGUCCGCAGUACUAAAGUCCUUGCAGUGCUACAACGACUUCACGUCCUAUUUUCACUGCACCUGGAGGAACGAGCCGAAGCACCAGUCCAACCAAACGCUGAAGCUUUGGCUCAAGGCGAAAAACGCAAGGACGGGUUUGUGCGAAGAGUACCCCGCUGCUGCAGAAGGGACGAGCGAGUGUCGAUAUAAAACCAAAAUAUUCUCUUUGGGGACGACUUACACGGCCUUCUUCAACGAAACCGUCAGAUUCUGCUCCAGCGGUCGUCCCACGAGUCUGGAUCUGUCCACGCUGUUACGAGCGCGAGCACCAGUGAACCUCACCACCUCCAGCUCACACAGCGGUGACCUGAUCACAUGGUCCAGCCCCUACCCACAAUCCUCUGCUCUCAACAACAACAUCACCUACGAACUCAGCUACAGAGCAGACGGACACGACUGGACGUCGGAGAAGCUACGGGACAAUCAGAAGAAACUGGACAAGAAGGAGUUAAGUCCAGGGCACAGACACGAGGCCCGAGUGAGGUCCCGGGUCAGACUGGGCCAAUGGAGCCACUGGAGCCCCACAGUGUCCUGGUACACGCAGCCAGAUGCAGAGACAGCGCCCCCUGUGGACUGUGUGCUGUGGGGGGAGCAGAAGGUGCAGUGCAGAUGGGAGCAGAGCAUUGAGCUCGUCCACUUGAUUAGCUACCAGCUGGUGUGUCGUCACAACCACACUCUGGAGAAGUGGACCGACUGCUGUGAGGAGUCGACGUCCAGCCUGAAGCACCAGGUGGACACGGUCAGAUUCAGCUGCUCCCUGCGCCUCCCUCAGCCCCUCACAUCCUCCCUGCAGGUGGCGCUAGUCCCAACACGUAGCAGCAAGACUUUCAAAUCCACCAAAAACAUCCGUCCUCCCCCCCCAACGGACGUGAAAAUGACAGAGAAGGGAAACAACUGGAUCGUGGACUGGACUCCUCCAAAAAUGAGUUUUAAAGACCUGGACCAUGAGCUUUGCUACUUCAGCCUGGAGAAAGAAGGUCUGGAGCAGAAGUGCAGCGACUCCCCACAGCGCAACCACAUUUCAGAGGACUUGGGGAUUUUGCACAUACCUCAGGGCUCGUCCUCCGGCACCAUCCUGGGCCGGUCCGUGCGCCCGUCCCACAGAUACAGGGUCAAAGUUCGCACCCACGUUCUGCGUCCGUACGAGGGGAUGCCAUCGGACUGGUCUGCUCCCGUCGACUGGACGUCACACGCAGCGGUUUGGCCCGUUUCCUACUGGAUUUACAUUUUCGUGGCUGUGCUCGUGACCAAAGUCUUCCUCGUGCUCUUCAUCGUUCCUGCCUGUCGACGGAAAGCCGUUCUUUGGGUGGAGUCAGUUCCUUCUCCGAGUAAAAGCAAAGUGAUUUUGGACAUUCAGACGGUAAUUAACCAUAAAGUGAAGCUGUACGAGAGCCACCACAGUAAAGCUCUGGACAUGGACAGCGUGUCGACCUGCUCGUCCUAUGUGUCCUUUAGGUCCAACAAGAACCCUGACCCCCCGCAGGCCGAGCAGACGCAGUGGGCGGAGGAGGACGAAGACACGGAGGAGGAGGAGGAGGAGGAGGAGGAGGAGGCGGUGGAUGAGGGCGUCUGGAGCUGUGAGAACAUCCCUGUGUCUCCUCUGUCCAAGGGUUCCAUGACCUUCACUGGACCGUACAUCCUCUGCCAGUCGGUCAAACCAAAUCCAGAGGAGCACAUCCCGGACCAGACUGAACUGUCCUGUCCAGACGUGGGACGUCCUGCCGCAGUGAGGACCGUCUCAUUAGAGGAGGGGUACGUGCGUCUGCCCAGUCACACUCUGCACAGGUCUGUACAGGAUCUACUGUCUCAAACCCGCGACAUCGAGGAGCGAAGCAUCUACAGCACAGAGGAGACCCAGCUCUGUCUGAGCGGAGACUCUAAGACUCUGUGGCCACAGGGGGGCGCCAUCCAGGGCUCAGGAUACUGCCAGCUGCCCCCAGACUUCACAUGUGCUCAGCCACAGAUCAUAGUGUGAUCAGAGACGGCUGCACAGACUCAGGGAAGGAGAAAACAGACUGUUACCAUGGCAAUCAGCAAUUUAAGACACAUGUUUUUAUUCUUUUGGCUGGUCAAAAGUCUUUAAAUGUUGCUGACUCUGACGGAGCUGUGCCAGCUGCCCGGGGUCAUGUGCUCAUGUUUGCACUCAGGUGUCCGACUUAGGACCAUGUUGUCAAUGUUGGAGCCUACGUGUUUAAUGUAAAUGUGACGAAUAUCUGGUGCAUGAUGGAGACGUUCACCAGGUUAAAUAUACGACUGUUUAACUUAGUGUUUUAAACUUAGAGUUUUAAACUUACAGAGUUUUGGUUUGUGCUUAAUUUGUUUAAUAAAUAAAUAAAUAAAUAUAUUUUUGACUUUUG
Molecule: messenger RNA, 2712 nt
Organism: Periophthalmus magnuspinnatus
Lineage: Eukaryota; Metazoa; Chordata; Actinopteri; Gobiiformes; Gobiidae
Gene: csf2rb
Product: colony stimulating factor 2 receptor subunit beta
Exons: 15
Coding region: 216-2330 (704 amino acids)
Biological process (GO): immunoglobulin mediated immune response; cytokine-mediated signaling pathway
Cellular component (GO): external side of plasma membrane
Molecular function (GO): cytokine receptor activity; protein binding
Source: RefSeq, a predicted model, not a curated record